Helicoverpa armigera (cotton bollworm) is the source of this 3906-nucleotide messenger RNA. Its product is annotated as transmembrane protein 198-like. The coding region runs from base 310 to 1377 and encodes 355 amino acids. Gene Ontology annotation, cellular component: plasma membrane. Lineage: Eukaryota; Metazoa; Arthropoda; Insecta; Lepidoptera; Noctuidae. The transcript is spliced from 10 exons. The record is from RefSeq and is a predicted model, not a curated record.
UCAUUUUGUACAUAGUCGAAGAGAAAACUCGGUGGGGAAACCAGUGGAAACGAGUCCUUUGUUAGUUGCAGCUAUAUUUUCUUUUUACGUAGGUAGUCGCGAGUGCGGACAGUUGGUUUUGCUACCUAUUUACAUUACUAAAAAAACAAUGCGUUUGUUUUAGAAGCGGACAUAUUCGUGAUUCUUGAUUAAAAGUUAAAAGUGAUCUGGAUUUAAUAAAUUUACAAUGUGAAAUCGACACAUGACGUAGAAUGAACUCCAUCUCACUCCAGUCAAUUAAAAGUAUUUAACUAUCAGCGAGUUGUAAACAUGUCAUCAGUGGGACAGCUGGUCCCCCAAGUGACUCGGAGCCCCCCCAACAUGACGAUCAAGUUCCCCGGCCCCCACGUCGAGGGGUCAUUCUGCACAUCCAUCGAUUACAACUAUGACCCCAUCAUCAGCGUGCUCUGCGCUAUGUACAUCGCGUUCGGGAUUGUUUAUACACUGUUCGGAUACCGAUGUUUCAAAGCGAGUAUGUUUCUGACGGGAUUCACGUUCGGAUCGGCCAUCGUUUAUCUAAUUUGCCUCCAGGAAUACCUGAUGCCUCCGUAUGGCAAUGUUGGCGUGGCGUUGUGUGCCGGCCUGCUGUUUGGCCUCAUCACCAUGCUGAUACAAUACGUCGGCCUCUUCAUGACGGGUUUCCAUACUGGGGUUCUGCUGGCUAUCGCUGGCCUCGCCAUCUACGAUCAUUUCCUGGACUCCCGCCCCGCUACUUACUGGCUGUGCGUAGUCGUGUUGCUCUGUUCAGGCAUAUUCUUCGCCGUCAUAAACUUGUAUUGGAAGAAAGUUCUGACAAUCUUCGGCACGAGUGUGUAUGGGGGCGCUGUCAUCGCUACGUCACUUGACUACUUCUUCGAGCGAAUGAUGAUGCUUAAGUGGCUAUGGGAACGCGCGAAACUCGAGCCCGUAGUGGCGCCGCCGUGCCGCCUGUCGUGGCUGACGCUAGCGGCGUGGCCCGCUGCCGCCAUCGUCGGCCUGACCGCGCAGUGUGCUCUCACUGCUACCGGCAUCUAUCAUGAGCAGAGCAUAAGCGCGCAGAAGCGUCACUUGAAAGUGCAAGCGACGCGGCCGAUCACUCGCGAGCAGCGCGCCGAGAUGAAACAGCGCAAGUACCGGUACCUGUACCAAGUGAGGACUGCGCAUGGCGAUGUUAUAUCACAGUCAUACGUGCAAGCUCUUCAGAAGAAGGCCCAGUGCGGCAACUGGAGCGGCAGCGGCGGCGGCGAGUGUAGCACGCUGCAGAGCGACUCGACGCACCUCACCGUGCUGGCGGGCUCUGAGCACGCGCCCCCCACCGACUCCGACGAUGACCUCAACCAGAUCCGCGCCGCGCACUAGACAGAAUGUAAGGUGCACGAAGGCAGGUAACAAGGUUGGCUGAUUCAGUUUAUUAUAAUUGUGUACCCAGUAUUAUUGUAAGCGAAAUCCACUCAUAUUAUAUUACAGUAGUGUCUACCAUUACUCGUAUAUUUGUAUUUAAUGUGAAUUUAUUGUUGUAUUAUCAUUAAAAUUGAAUUUAGUGUGUUAGAGACGGGGUUCAAGGCCUAAGUUUAUUUAUUGCCAAAUAUAAGUUAGGAUUAAGUAUUUUAUGUCAAUUUUUGAAAGAUUUUUAACGUUAUAAAACCGUGGAUUUUAUAUUGAAAGAACACAGAACAUUCCAAAGUUUGCAUAAGUUAGCACUAAGAUUUUAUUAGAGUUUAUUUUGAAGAGAUAUAAUGCGGUUUUUUAUAGUCCGUAUAAAAAUCACUGCCAUCUUAAAACUGUCUUGAAAAUUGUGAAUGGUCUUGAACUCCUUGCGAUAUGGUUGUAUUAUGUUCGUCUGUUCUUAUAUUUUUUUUUGUAUCAAAGUACUGACUACUCAUAACGACGGCUUCGUAAGUUUAGACGAAUUUUUUAUAUGAAUAGAAUUAUUUAUUAUGCAUUUAUUGAUAUAUCCUCAUCUUUAAGACAUGAAUUUAUUUUUCUGUUUCACCAGACAUAUUUAUUUGUAGUUGACAUUAUUUAUAACUUGGACUUCAAAACCGUUAUCUCCAUACAAUGAUAACAGUUUAUUGAACCAUCUAUUUAAUAAUAUAUCAGUCAUCACAGUAUGACAUAGUUGAUCAUCACAAUGCGUAACUUUGUGACAUGAAGCCGUCGUAAACACAUCACCCUGUGAUAACCAGUCGUAUGUGAAGUGAGCCUGUGAAAACACGGUCUUGGAAAAGUAUUCGUAAUGUGGUAGUAAGUGGAAAAUUGGGGUUUAUUAGCGUAUCUAAGAUAUUUAAGUGACAAAAAUAAUUUGUAACGUUUACGAAUUAGAUUUUUUGACAACAAAUCAAAACUAUCAUUUCGCUGUAUUGCGUAUAAGUUUGUUCCAAAUAUUUUGUUUGCCUGUUUUGUACUGACUCUGAUAAAAAUGGCUUCAGUCAGGUUGAAGGUUCGACGCGGUUGUUACAUUAGAAUUAAAUAAGGGCGUUUACUUGUAAGAUCUGGAACUCGAUUAAAUCAGUUUAAUAGAUUUGAAAUGACUACGUCACGAAUGCUUUUUCCAAACGUCGUCAGCUAGGCUCACAGAUAUCUUUUUAUAUUUUCUUGCCAAAAAUAUGUGUCUCCACGGGAGUAUGGAUCUGUCCGACUCUUGAGUGUUUGAUACAUUUCUAUGUGAGUACUGUAGAGCACAAUGCGAUUUGGAUGUGAUGAACGGGUAAACUCUUCUGAAGAGUCUAGAUUAAGCUUAGGUUUACUGAUUAUUAACUAAAAGUGUAUAAGUAGAGAUCGAAUUUCUUAUAAAUAUCUUUGUAUGUACUAUUAGUUGUUUUGCUCAUUCGUUGUUCGGCUCACGCCAAUGCAAAGCAUACUUUUGAUCAAACUAAAGAUUUAUUUUUGUGUUUAACGAACUUGAUCGUUUGAGCGUAUACGCAGAAUAUUCUAGAAUUGAUUACAGGAACAAGUUAUGCUCAAAGCGAUCGCGCAAUCAUUAGAUCUGCUCAAAUGAUCAGUUGUCGAUAUCGUACAUUCUACGCACAGUGUGAUAAUUUAAUUAAUUAUUUGGCCAAAGUUUAUUUUAGUUGUUACACGGCUUAAAGCGUAAGUUUAUUUUUUAUCUUGUAUGUUAUUUUUGUCGUAUAUACGCGUAUUAUUGUUAAAAACAGGUAUUUAAUAUUAAAUUGUCGAGAUAAACGUAAACUUUGUAAUGAUUAAUGACUGUGUUGAAGAGAAAUGUAUAAGAUUUGUAAUUAAUGAGGACAGGCGUAAUGAUUUGUAAGUAAAUAUUGUGCGUGACAACGGGGUUUGGAAACUAUGUUCAUUUGCUUUCAAAAUUAACUGACGACGUCUGUAUGGACAACGAGAAUUUAUUGUAUCGUCGUUUUUGAGUCGUGAUUUCAAAAAAUAUAAGCAAAUUGGCAGCUAUGGCGAAAUUGAUACAUUUGUAAAUACCUUCAAAGGGUUAGUUGUUUUUUUUAUAAAUUAUGUAAAACAUUGUUUUCCGACCUCAAAGUUACAGCCAGUUCGAAAGGGACACAUGUAUAUAUUGUAGGCAUAAAGUAGGGUUUAUAUUAUUAGCUUAGGAAAUACGUGGCGCGUUUAAGAGAUGACUUUAUUCUUUGUCCCCUUCUCUAUAAACAUAGUCCACUUGAACGCUCAAUUUCUAGUCUUUAUUAUAUAUUUUUUCCACAUCUAUUCCAUUGUUAUCAACCUACAUUAUUUUGAGAUUGUUUACACUAAAUAUCUUUGUUUAGUUUUAAUAAUUGCAUAAUUUAUCGACUUCCUAAUUUGUAUUUUGUAAGACUCCUAAUUUAUUCCACUUAUAUCGAUGCAAAUUAUUAUUUCUGUUAUUGUUUUUUUUUUUCUAAUAUAAUUUUGUAAUCGACUUUCUUUGAUUUA